UGUCUCUGGGAUUUUACUGUCUGAAAAACGGGGUCCUGGCUGAGUUCAGCAUAGAGAUGGAGUGUGUGCUGUUCAUUGAGGGAGCAGUAAGGCAGCGUGGAAGAGUGGAAAUUUCUCUCUGGAGUGAGACUUUUCCAUAUUUUAGUGGCUGGGAUGUCGGCAUGGUGAAGCCGAGGCUCAGAAUGAGGAAAACCCAACUGGACUUUUCAUCACUUUGUGCAGUUGAUCUUGUGCUUCAUUGAGCGUGUUUGUUUAAAUUCCAGUUUCACAAAAGGAUUUAAAGAGUGGAUGAAAGGACCAGGAAGGCUAACUCAGGCUCCUGCUUUGAGCAGCUGUAGGAUAUAACAGUACUGGCAGAAGUCUCUGCUUCCAGGAAAAGAAUGCUUUGAAUAUUUUUGAAACGAUAGAGAGAAAAAAAGUUUUAUCCAGUUUAUGUUUGAUGUUAUUCUUGUGUCAGAUCAGUGGCUUCAUGGAAGGAAAUAUAGUGUUUACUUGUUCUGUUUUUUAGGAAAAAAGCCAUUCUGAAGUCGCUCCCACAUAAUCCAAUGGUAGAGCCGUUUCUAUUUCACAUCUGAUCCUGAAACUAACCCAAGAUCACUUGGUGCCAGAAUGAAAACAAACAAAAAACCAUGAGGUUACAAUAAAAAAAGCAACUGCUUACUUUUUAAUUCUUGUUGCAUUUGCAGUUCUAGGUGUGGGGUCAUAGGGUAUUGGCACCUGCUGAAAUCUGAUUGGCCCCCUGAAGUGCCCCUAUCCUGUCAUGUUGAUCAGAUUAUAGGUGGAAGCAAUUCCAAGUCCAAACACUAGUGGUGCUAAUGAGAUAAAUAGGAAUUUAAGAAGUGUUGGAUGAAUACGUUGCCCCUCUAUAAAUAUUGUGGCCCCCUACUCAGAAAAAUCCUAGAUCCACCUCUGUCUUGUUGUUUUUACAGACGUAAAAUAAAGAUUCUCGUCUGACAGCUCGUCUCAACUGACCAUGAGAGUCACCCGGAGCUAAAUCAGGACGCUAGCUGCUAAAAUGCUUUAUAGAGCUGAGAGGAAUGACAAACAGACCAGGAUUAGCCGCCAUGUGCUCACCAGAUUUAGUGCAUCUGAAACCCUAUUUGACAUAUUUAACUUGAUAAUCUUCAACAGAAUCAGCAACAUGUCAGGUAUCUGUGUGUAUUCUGGGAAUCACUUACUAAGACUGGGAAAAAUGUCCGAAAAUCCUUUUUACACGUGAGCAGGAAAACAAACAUGAUGUUUAGGACAUUUUCCAUGCUCUUCUCAUGGUAUUCAUAUAAGUCAUCAAAGGGCUCUGCAGGGAUGGGGGCAGAAACUCUGUAAUCGUUCGUGUCAGCAGGAGGAGGAGUGCACCUUUUUCUCUUCUCAUACACAACAGCAUUCAGAGAGAAAUGGGAUUCAUAAAUCAGGGGAAUGGGGAUGCAGGCGAGUAACUGGAAGAUUUUAAAGCACAAGAAAAUCUUAGGGCGCUGAUCUUACUGCGGGUUUUCAGCACUGGCUCAAAAACAGUAGGAUCAUCACUGGAUUCAUCUUCUGACUUUAUAGAAACCAAGAGUUGGUGAAAAUUAAGUGUUUUUCCAACAAUAGCUUGGCUCAGGACUGUGUUCUUCUUGCCCGUUGCUAUCACCUAGGCAUCUUAUUCAUCAGCCUCACUGACAGCAGCUUUUGGCUCCCAGAAGGCUCGGUGAGCCCCGCCUCCUGUUUCAGGAGCAUCUUCUCUUUGUCCAGGCUCCAGGUGUCCAAGCUGCUCUGGCCUCGGGUCUUUUACAGACCACAGGAAGUGGCGUUAUCGUAUCCCAGUCUGGACCGGUCCCCUCUUCAAAUGGGCGCUGUGACAAGUAGUGGCUGCUCCGGGAUUUCCCCCAUGUGGGUUUUAUCGUUUUCAUACAUGUGGAGUAAAGUGAUAGUUGUAGGCCUUUGGUUUGCUUUGGUUUUCCUUGGCAGGGGUCAAAGGUCUAUGGGAGCGGAGAAGUCAGAUAAAUACAGUAGAUGCGGGGGCUGGUUCUGCUUUCUGUCUGCGUAGGGAGGUGAGUUUAUUUUACCUUUCAAAGCUCUCGUCUCUUCCCCACACACACCAAUGCCGAACUGUGGAGCAGGCGGUCUAACGCCAGCAACCAGAAACCUCUCAUGCCAACCCCAACGAAUAAGAAUACAAGGAUAUUUGAGGGAUUAACGCUCUAAUGAGUCUUUCACAUUUUCUUGCACACACCGAACGUCCAUUCUGUUGCAGCUUUGUCCGUUUUUUUCUUUCGUGCGAGUUGCACCACAACACCCAGAGCUUAGAUUCACUCAGCAGGAGCUUCCUGUGAAAUUACACACUUGCGUGUCAUCAUAUUCUUUAAAUAAAUUGUGCAGUGCAAGCUGGGAAACAAACAUUAUCACAUGAAAUUACGUUUGGAAAACAAAGCAGCAAUUAGAAGAGUUUUUAUUCUGUCAUCACUAGUGAAACUGAAUGUGUUUGCCUGUGAGUGAGUCUGAGACUUGUGCACUGAACCCAAGUCAAACAAACAGCCCUCUUUGCCAUCUUUAACACUCCCCUCCCAUUUGUGUAGCCAGGGGGAGGAGGGGGAAGAAAUGCAGCAGUUAUUUAAAGCCACUGAGAGGAAUGCGAGCGCUUGGGACCGCUCUGACGGCGUGCAGGACCCUGUAGCUGCAGUGAUUAGCUCAGGUAAACAGAAAAACGCAGGCAGAGACUCAACCCGGCCCCGAGCUCCUCUGCGGAGUGUCUCAUGGGAGCAGGCACCUGACAAUCUCUGCAGAGCACGGUCAGCACUCCUCUACCUGCCCGGCCUCUGGUCCCGGUGCCGAGGCUGUUAGGUAGUCAUUAUGUGACAUCAUCUGCAUCGAUGCCAAGAUUCUGUUUGCUUCUCUUUCCUCAUGCAUCUCUGCCAGGAGAGGGGAAGAGGGGGCAGGGCCCAGCUGGAUCUGUGCCCACCCUAGAGCUAUUUUAAAGACAUGGCAUAUUUCCAUGAAUGAAAUCCCAGCGUGCAAGGCAGAGCUGGGUUUGGAUUGGGAUAAUUGCAACCCUGAGUUACCCCAUACCUGAAACAGAUCUGCUGUUGUCUUGUUUCUUCUGAUGUAGCACUUGUGAGAGUUGAUGAACGCCUCAGGUGGUGUUUGGAUAGCUGAAGCUGAGACCACUGGGGCUUCCUGGAGGCUGAUGGAGCUGCUUAGGGGGAGGAGGAGGAGGAAUGCGAGUUUGUGUUUGCAAAAGGCAGUGAUUAUGUCAUUUACUGCAACGUGUGGCUCAGAUCGAGGACUCAACUUCAGAGGUUGCUCCCGAGUUUGUGUGGUGUGUGGUCACGCACGGCCAAGUGAUGUGGUGUGUCCCCUGACGUGCAUGAACGGAGGGGUGUGCAGCUCCAGGAAGACCUGCUUGUGCCCUCCUGGAUUCACCGGUCGGCUCUGCCAGUUUCCACUGCAGCAAGCUCAGGCAGCACACGGCAACAGGCAGCCGGUGUACCUCACUCACGUGAAGCCCGACGGCCAAAAGCUCGUGGAACAGUCGGCCAUCGGACGCACUCAGCUCACGCAAACACACUCCAUUUUCACCCUGCCAUUGUCGCAGGCUGGGCACUCGUCAGAAGUGCAGAUUAAUGUACGUGUUCACCACGCACCGGAAACCUCAGUCGUCAUCCAACCUCUCGACCAGUCAGACGCCUCCAAGCCUCCUCACAAGACGGGGCCAUGGCAAAUCCCGUCGAGACACAAACCAAAGGGGCGUUGCUUCCAGGAGACCACGCCCAAACAGGCUUGUGACAGCACCCCACUUCCUGUUCUGACCAACCAGGAGGAUUGCUGUGGCAGUGUGGGAAACUCAUGGGGACAAAACAAGUGUUAUCAGUGCCCCAAAUUACCAAAUGCAUCGGUCAAACAGACCAUUGUGGAAGACUACGGCUCGACCUGUCCACAAGGCUACAAAAGAUUUAACAGCACACACUGUCAAGACAUCAACGAGUGCUCCCUGCAGGGUGUUUGUCAGAAUGGAGACUGUCUAAACACGCUGGGUAGUUUCAAAUGUUCCUGCAAGUCCGGCUAUGUUCAGGAGAGGAACCGAUGUGUUGAAUCUCCUCCUGAGCUGGCUCAGUGCUUUAGAUUAGCAUCUGAGACCAGGGGCUGUGAGCACCCACUGCAAAACUACAUCACCAAGGAGGUGUGCUGCUGCACGGUGGGGAAAGCCUGGGGCAACCAGUGCGAACGGUGUCCUCAGGUGGGAACAGUGGCUUUCAGUCAGAUCUGUCCUGCUGGGAAAGGAUAUUUCAUCCAAAGUAUAACAGAAACUGUGGCUUUGUCCCCCAUCCUUUUCCCUCCAAAUUCUCCAGUUGUGACGGAGAAGCCUCCAGAGACGUCUACUGAGCAGCAGGCCUCCAUUGGCCCACGCGUACCUGUUGUAAAACCCACCCCUCCACCAAUCGUCCGCAUCCUCCCAGGCAAUGACCCCCUCGAAAUAGAGACAGAUCUCCCGAACACAGAUGAAUGUAGAGAAAGCAGAAACGUUUGCGGUGGAGGAGAGUGUGAGAACAGCCCAAACGGCCACAUCUGUCACUGUUUCCCUGGCUACCGUCUCAACCAGCAGAAGAACAUCUGUGAGGAUGACAACGAGUGUGAGUCGGAGCCGUGCGGCCACGGCAGAGGCCGCUGCAUCAACACAGAGGGAACGUACAAAUGCCACUGUCGCCCGGGUUACAAACACUUAGUGCUGCAUGGAAGACUAAAGUGCACAGAUGUGAACGAGUGCCUUAAACAGGACAUCUGUGGAGUUGGAGGUCUGUGUGUGAACCUGCCUGGUACUUACAAAUGUGAAUGUCCCAGUGGCUUCAGGAUCAAAGCAAACCGUUACCCAGCCUGUGAAGACAUUAAUGAGUGUUUGAAUCCAGACACCUGUCCUAAAGAGCAGUGUGAGAACACACCAGGCUCCUAUGAGUGUGUGCCUUGCUUGCAUGGUUAUGAGGCCCAUGCUGGUACCUGCUAUGACAUUAAUGAAUGUCUGAAGCCCAACAUCUGUCCCAACGGGCGCUGUGAGAACCUCGCCGGUACUUACCGCUGUCUCUGUAACGACGGCUUCCUCCACUCUGCAGACAGCAAGAGAUGCAGUGACAUUGACGAGUGUGCAGAUGUUCGUCUGUGUGCUAAUGGCCGCUGCAUCAACACAGAGGGCUCGUUUAAGUGCCAUUGUUACCCGGGAUACCAGCGUACGCAGGAGGGAAGCCAUUGUGAAGAUAUUAACGAGUGUGAGAGGCCAUCGAGCUGUGUGAGGGGCCGCUGCAUCAACAGCAUGGGCUCGUACCACUGCGAGUGCCAGAAGGGAUACACACUCGUUGGAGGAAGGGAAUGUCAAGACAUUGACGAAUGUGCUGCGGACAGGAACCUCUGCCAGCCCUACGGCUCGUGUGAGAACAGACCGGGCUCGUACAUCUGCAGCUGUAACCACGGUUACGUCCUCUCGGAGGACAGGCACAGCUGUGAAGCAGUUCAAGUGCUGACAGACGAUAAGAAGGAGUGCUACCUGAACCUGGAUGAUACCGUGUUCUGUGACAGCGUUCUGGCCAUCAACGUCACCAAGCAGGAGUGCUGCUGCUCCAUCGGGAUGGGAUGGGGAGACCACUGUGAGAUCCACCCCUGCCCCGUCUCCCACUCAACUGAGUUCCACUUCCUGUGUCCACACGGACAAGGGUUCUACAGCGAGCAGAGGAUCCAGUACAGUCUGCCUGCAUAUCACGAUAUUGAUGAGUGUUCUCUGUUUGCUGAGGAAAUCUGCAAAAAGGGUCGGUGUGAAAAUACGCUGCGAGGCUACGAGUGCUACUGCCAGCAGGGCUUCUACUACGACAGCAACCUGCUGGAGUGCAUCGACGUAAACGAAUGUCAUGAUGAGUCACUGUGUGUGAAUGGUCAGUGCGUCAACACCGAAGGAGGUUUUUAUUGCAUCUGUAAUUGGCCCUGGACCCCAGACUCCAACAAGAAGAAGUGUGUGAUGGCAACCAUUGCAGAUAUGAAUGAAUGUAACAACCCAGAAAACUGUAAGAAUGGCUUGUGUGUGAACACUGUGGGCUCGUACUACUGUAUUUGUUCUCCGCCCUGGACCCUGGCCGUCGACAGAAACAGCUGUGUGACACCUGAGGAGCAGGCUGAUGUGAAUGAGUGCCAGGACCCCUCGUACUGUAAGAAUGGGAGGUGUGAGAACACGCCCGGCUCCUUUCACUGUUUUUGUGACCCUCCCCUUACCUUCAGUGCAGCGCUCAAACAGUGCGUCUAUGACGAUCGCACUGCAGCACACAAAGAUGUGUGUUUCGUGCAGGUUGAUGAGGGUCUCAUCUGCAGUCGGCCCAUUGAAGUGGUGGUGACCUACUCCGAGUGCUGCUGUCACUACGGUCGCGGGUGGGGUCCCGAGUGUAACACCUGUCCACCCAGAAACUCAGAGAUGUUCAGCCGUUUGUGCGAGAUGCACCUAGAGACCGAGUCAGACGGCGAUCAGGAUUUCCAGGCAGCUUUCUCCAACUACAACCCAGGUGAACCCAUGGGUGACAGUUCAGAGGAGGACUCUGACGAGUGCAGCUGUGCAAAUGGCCGCUGUGUUCGCUCCUACCUGGGCACCAUGUGUGAAUGUAACGCAGGCUUUAGGCUUGACCACUCCCGCGCUCGCUGCAUAGACAUUGAUGAGUGUGCCGAACCCGCCCCUCGCGUCAACCCCUGCAAGAAUGCUCGCUGUGUGAACACAAACGGAUCAUUCAGGUGCCUCUGCAAACAUGGCUUCACGGCCACUCGCCGGCCAAAUGUGUGCAUGCGUCGGCGAGCUCAGUGACCUCUGCAUUGCCCCGUGGGCCACUCCGAUGAUCCCCGGUCUGUGCAGUAAACACACUUGUUUCUUGGUGUUCAAGAGUGCAGAUGUGUGAGAACUACAAACACAGAGCCACUUCGCUGCAAAGGCUCCCAAACUCUCUGCUCCCCUUUCGUUCGCCUUCUAUAAAAAAAUCUAAUAUUUGUUUUGUAAUUAUUGUUUUUCAAACAAGUUUAUUUUUGAAUUGUACAUUUUUGUGAUUUCUUUUAUUGAUCUGAAGUGACCAGAGUUCAAAACUCUGGUUGGAAGUGUGUUUUUAAAACAAAGAGUGUUUUUCUAAGAUCCCUCUGGUGUUACUUCUGACUUUAACUCAUCUAAAAUCUGUAUUUUUUUACAUUCCCCUUUGAAUUCAAGUGCUGUCACGUUUAGUUUUACAUCAUUUGAAUUGCAUUUACACAUUGUAUACAUGUGUUGUUACUGUACAGUUGGUUUAUUGGAGUUUCCCCAUGCUUUCUGUUUGCUUGUUGAUGUAAAAUAUGGAAGACGUGAGGUUUUUAGUUUUAUUUGACACGUGCACAGAUGUAGACUUAAUGAACAAAUUAAAAGCAGAGGAUGUUGGUGCACAAAGCAGUAAAUAUUGGGAAUAUUUACACAGUGUAGCUUCUUCUGGAAAGCCAAGGAAGUUAUUCUGAUUGACUGCAUUGACGUACUUUGAAAACUCAAAAAGGCUGAUGGGAGAACAGUUGGGGAUUUUUAAAGUGUUGCGUUUGUUUUUGAUUGUGGAUUUUGGGUUUUAUAUACAGCUCAAGCAGAGACACUGCGGAGUUCCCUUUCUUUUACCCAGUGCUGUGCUACAUAACAUAAUAAAACCUUAUUUUAUAUUUUCUGUUCUCAGAUUUGAAUCCAAAGUAAAGAAGAAUUAAGCAGUAUGUUAUGAAACAAGCUGCUUAUGUUAUUUGGUUCUGGAAACAGACCAAGUGUAUUUGAACCUUCAGUGGUGUUUCAGGUAAACUGGAUGCUUUUAUCUCACAAGUUUGAAUAAGACACAUGAAGAAUUUGUCAUAAUUAGAGAAGUUGAAGUAAAAUUUGUUCCUUUGGGUAAGAAAAUGUGACACUUGAACAAUUAGUGUCUGUGAGUAAAAACGGUGUGUUUGUGUGUGUGUGUGUGU
Molecule: messenger RNA, 7944 nt
Organism: Nothobranchius furzeri (turquoise killifish)
Lineage: Eukaryota; Metazoa; Chordata; Actinopteri; Cyprinodontiformes; Nothobranchiidae
Source: RefSeq, a predicted model, not a curated record